AAAACCCUGAUGCUCUCUCUUCGAAUUCUCAGAAACCAUGGACUCCACCACAAGCUGUUAUCCCCUACAUCGACCCACAUUUCCCACCCCUACACCCUCAGAACCCUCUCUUCCUACACCGAUUCCGACGAACCAUCCUCCUCCGCCUCCACCACCUCCGAUUCCCAAUCAGAAUCACACUCUCUGGUCACCCAAAUCUGUUCCAUGGUCUACAAAUCCUACUCCCCACAAACCCAUUUCAAAUCUUCACCCCCAAUUCUCAAUCUUGACCUAAACCCUGAUUCGUUGACCCACGAACACGCCAUUUCCGUCGUGGCUUCGCUAGCCGGCGAGGCCGGGUCCAUGGUGGCGCUGAGCUUCUUCUACUGGGCUGUUGGUUUCACAAAAUUUCGAUACUUUAUGCGGCUUUACAUCUUUUGUGCAAUGUCGAUUUUCGGCAAUGGUAAUUUGGAGAGGACCCAUGAGGUGGUUCAGUGUAUGGUGAGGAGUUUCGCGGAGAUUGGGAGGUUUAAAGAGGCUGCCGAUAUGGUUUUCGAUAUGCAGAACCAGGGGCUUGUGUUGAGUACUCGGACUUUGAACUGUGUUGUCGGCAUUGCUUGCGAAAUGGGGCUGAUGGAAUAUGCAGAGAACGUGUUCGAUGAAAUGUCUGUGAGAGGUGUGUGUCCGGAUGGCUUGAGUUUCAAGUGUAUGGUUGUUGGGUAUUGUCGAAAGGGUGCGGUUAUGGAGGUGGAUAGGUGGUUGAGUAGGAUGAUUGAGAGGGGUUUUGUUUUGGAUAAUGCUAGUUUUACUUUGAUUGUGAGUGUGUUUUGCGAGAAGGGUUUCGUGAGUAGAGCGUCUUGGUGUUUCGAUAAGAUGAGUAAGAUGGGGGUGAAGCCGAAUUUGGUUAACUUUACGUCUUUGAUUCAUGGGUUGUGCAAGAGGGGGAGUGUUAAGCAAGCGUUUGAGAUGUUGGAGGAGAUGGUGAGGAGGGGUUGGAAGCCGAAUGUGUAUACACAUACGGCGUUGAUUGAUGGGCUGUGCAAGAAAGGGUGGACUGAGAGGGCAUUUAGGCUGUUUCUGAAGCUGGUACGGAGUGAUAAUUACAAACCAAAUGUGCAUACUUAUACUGCGAUGAUCAGUGGAUAUUGCAAGGAAGAGAAAAUGAGUCGUGCCGAGAUGUUGUUGAGCAGAAUGAAGGAACAAGAAUUAGUUCCUAACGCCUAUACGUAUACUACUCUCGUUUAUGGGCAUUGUAAAGCUGGGAAUUUCGAAAAAGCAUAUCAAUUGAUGGAUGUAAUGAGUGAAGAAGGAUUUGCUCCGAAUAUAUGUACAUACAAUGCAGUUAUGGACUGUCUCUGUAAAAAGGAAAGAGUCCAGGAAGCUUAUAAACUAAUUAAGAAGGGUUUUCGCAGAGGAUUGCAGGCUGAUAGAGUCACGUAUACCAUUUUCAUAUCUGAGCAUUGCAAACAGGCUGAUAUUAAGGGAGCCCAAGCUUUUUUCAAUAAGAUGGUCAAAGCGGGAUUGGAACCUGAUAUGCAUUCAUAUACAACUCUGAUUGCUGCUUUCUGCAGGCAAAAGAAAAUGAAAGAAAGCGAGAAACUUUUUGAGGUAGCUGUAAGGCUUGGCUUGAUUCCAACCAAGGAGACUUAUACAUCUAUGAUAUGUGGGUAUUGUAGGGAUGGAAAUAUCGUUUUGGCUGUAAAGUUCUUCCACAGGAUGAGUGAUCAUGGUUGUUCCCCGGAUAGCUUUACUUAUGGUGCUCUAAUAAGUGGGCUCUGCAAGGAGGAGAAACUUGACGAGGCUCGCAAGUUAUAUGAUACCAUGAUGGACAAGGGGCUGUCGCCCUGUGAAGUAACUAGGUUGACAUUAACUCACAAGUAUUGCCAAAAAGAUGACUAUGCCACUGCUAUGGUCAUCUUAGAUAGGCUUGAAAAGAAGUACUGGAUCCGCACGGUUAAUACAUUGGUCAGGAAGCUUUGUUGUGAGAAGAAAGUGGGAAUAGCAGCAUUGUUCUUUCACAAAUUAGUUGAUAAGGAUCAGAAUGUGGAUCGUGUGACAUUGCAAGCGUUUACGACUGCAUGUUACGAGAGUAACAAGUAUGCUCUUCUUUCGGAUUUGACUGAGAGAAUCUCUAAAGGAAUUGGCUAG
Molecule: messenger RNA, 2127 nt
Organism: Fragaria vesca subsp. vesca
Lineage: Eukaryota; Viridiplantae; Streptophyta; Magnoliopsida; Rosales; Rosaceae
Product: pentatricopeptide repeat-containing protein At4g19890-like
Exons: 1
Coding region: 10-2127 (705 amino acids)
Molecular function (GO): protein binding
Source: RefSeq, a predicted model, not a curated record